This is a messenger RNA of Solea solea (common sole), 1364 nucleotides long. RefSeq names its product aprataxin (gene aptx). The record is from RefSeq and is a predicted model, not a curated record. The transcript is spliced from 7 exons. Gene Ontology annotation, biological process: double-strand break repair; single strand break repair. Gene Ontology annotation, molecular function: double-stranded RNA binding; single-strand break-containing DNA binding; mismatched DNA binding. Gene Ontology annotation, cellular component: nucleus. Lineage: Eukaryota; Metazoa; Chordata; Actinopteri; Pleuronectiformes; Soleidae. Bases 90 to 1091 code for a protein of 333 amino acids.
AGACACCAAAACAAGCGCAAUCCCCCCUGCACACUUUUGUUUGAAUGUGAAAGAAGAAAGGAAGAUGAAAAUCUAAAUGCAAUGUUAAAAUGCCGACUUGCUGGCUUGUUAGCGAAGAGGGGAUUCAUAAACCAAUUCUGCUGCCUCACUUACAAACAGUUGUCCUGGGUCGAUGUCCAGAAACGACUAUUAAAGACAAAAAAUGCUCCCGGCAGCAAGUUGAAUUGAAAGCAGAGUGCAACAAAGGUUAUGUCAAAGUUAAACAGCUUGGUACAAAUCCCACCUCCGUAGACUCUGUAGUGGUGGGUACUGGCAAUGAGGUCAGGAUAAAGCCUGGACAGCGGCUUCAUAUUGUCAAUCAGCUCUAUCCAUACACAAUUCAGUUCAAGGAGGAUCCCACUGGCAAAAAUAGUGGUGCCAAAAGACCCAGAGAGUCAGCCUCAGAUGACAGAGAGAGCCCUAGAGAGGCACAGAAAAUGAAAGCAGCCAAACUGACUGAAAAGGUCCCUGCGUUGGUCAACCAUGGAGAAGCCCAGAAAAACACUGAAAGAGUCGGGCUUUGGAGUCAAGGUUUGAAAAUUUCAAUGCAAGACCCAAAGAUGCAGCUAUACAAGGAUGAUAAAGUAGUAGUAAUCAAAGACAAAUACCCCAAAGCUCGCCACCACUGGCUCGUCCUGCCAUGGCAGUCCAUCCCCAGUCUGAAGGCACUGUGUGAGGAGCACUGUGACUUGGUCAAACAUAUGCAGCAAGUGGCCGAUCAGAUGGUUCAGCAGUGCCCCGAUUCUAGCUCCCUCAGCUUCCGCACUGGGUACCAUGCCAUCCCAAGUAUGAGUCAUGUCCAUCUCCACGUGAUCAGCCAAGACUUCGACUCUCCUUGUUUAAAGAACAAAAAGCACUGGAACUCUUUUACAACUGACUAUUUCAUUGAGGCUAAUGAUGUCAUUCAGAUGCUUGAAACAAAUGGAAGGGUCACAGUAAAAGAAGGCGCCACUGAGUUGUUGAAACUUCCACUCUGCUGUCACAUGUGUCACAAAGAGCUCCCCACUAUACCGGCUCUGAAGGAACAUCUCAAGUCUCACUUUCCCAGAUAAGAAGGUGACAUCAACAAGAUGCAAUACCUCAACUGUUCAUGGUUCAGCAUACAAGUUUUGACACAAUAGACCUUAUUUCUUUCCCCUCUAUGUUUUAUAGUUCAUUCAGUAUUAUGUAAUCGUGUGACAGGGACAUAGCAUUGAUGUUCACCUGUUAAAGUCAUUUAUUUAUGGUUUAAGGAGAAUCACUUUACAUAUUGAUGUAGGAUUACGUGAUUCUUAUUUUUCAAAAAUGUUCAAAUACGUUGUAAUAAAUGUUUUGUAAGAACUAAA